GUUUUUGGAGUCUAGACGUACUAGUCAGUGGAGCUGUACAAGAGUGUUGAUACCUCAUGCUACUUCCAGCGUUUUCUCUGCGAUUCCUAGCCCAACGGUCAUAACCGAUGUACCUUCAGAUUGACAAGAUCGCAAGCUAUCCGUAUAUGUGCUUUGUUUUCGCCUCCGAGUCAAGGGUCCUGCACGAAUCGGCGAUUGGAUUUCGGAAACCAGCUGGCGACAGACCCACUUAAGCUCCAUCUCUGCUAUCAAGUCGCUGGAAAAUUGUGUGCUUCUUUGUGGGAAUAAGAAGGAAUCGUUGCCGAUCCUUCAGUAUUACUAGUUGUGGUAUGCCAGCCCAGUCUUGAUGGUUUUAAAUUGUGUGCGAGAACCGAAUGUCGCAUGUUCAGAUCGAAGCGUUCGGCGCUUGUUCGGCGACUGUGGAAGUGCCGUGCUGGGUGUGAUAACAACAACGACGAUGGCGAACCUGGGGAAACAGAGGCCGAUCUGGAGUUGAAAACAACCUCACAAUCUAUAUUCAAACGACUUAAAGACAGGCAACUUGAAUUGCUUGUCCAAGCAUUGGAAAGUAAAGGUGGUGCUAUUUCAAGUUGUGUUUUACUCGCCAAAGGGGAUCUACGGUUAGGCCGGAGGACGGUGUGUCCACGAGUCGUGUUAUGUCAGCUGUUUCGCUGGCCCGAUCUCAGACACUCAUAUGAACUCAAACCGCUCACAUUUUGUUGUGAUCACGCAAGAAAUCAGGGAAAUGAUGACUCCCUUAUCUGCUGCAACCCAUUUCAUCUCAGUCGCGUGUGCGGCCCAGAGAGCCCGCCUCCACCCUAUAGCCAGUUACCGAUGGAUACGUACCAACUCGAAGCACCAGAUACGGGCCCGCAAGAGAGCACGGAAACGGGUGCUAGCAACACAGCAUUCACACAUCAUAACUAUACAGACCUCAAGGAUUCACACUGUGCCUCCCAACCUAUACAUUGGUGCAACGUGGCAUAUUGGGAAUUACGCUCACGGGUUGGACGGUUGUAUCAAGUUAACCACCAGUCUGCAAACAUUUUUCAGGAACUACCUCACGGCGAUGGAUUGUGCCUCGGACUUUUAGAUCGUGAAUGUCGGACAGAGUCUGUCAUUAGAACUAGAACUAAAAUAGGGUACGGAGUGACUAUAAGCCGAGAACAAGACGGUGUUUGGGCGUAUAACAGAAGCAACCACGCUAUGUUUGUGAAUUCACCGACACUGGACACGCCAAACUCUAGAACAUUGUCCGUCUGGAAAGUCUCUCCUGGUUACUCGAUCAGGAUCUUUGAUUAUGAAAAAUCUGAACUUCUACGAAGGACUAGAAACCCUGAACUUAUGGACGGCCCGUACGAUCCAAACUCUGUGAGGAUCAGCUUUGUCAAAGGCUGGGGGCCGUGCUAUUCUCGGCAGUUUGUUACCUCCUGUCCUUGUUGGAUUGAAAUUAUUUUCAACUUGCCCCGAUGACACCUCCAGAAACCUAGAUUUAAUAUAAUAUUUUAUUUUAUAUAUAUAUUAUAUCAUGUAAAUAAGUCUCAUUUUUACAUCAUAAUAAUUUAUGGCGCCCUCUUUGCUAACCAACGAAACGAUCCUCCUCAAAAAGUUUGACCUGUUUCCUACCGAUAACUUUCUGGCAAUUAUAAAUAUACUGUAUUUACUCUAUUAGUAGCACAUUUGCUUAUGUAAAUGACAGCUUUGUGUCUAUGGUAAAACUAAGUCAUAUUAGCAUAUGUGCAUUUCUAUUGGAGAUGUGCUACAAAUAGAGAAAAUAUGAUAUAUAUAAAAAAAAAAGGAGUUUGAGCAUAUGUGAGAAAUUCUCAAGUUAUAUUGACUGAGCCAAUGUUAAUAAUUUAUAGACAAGGAUUCAUAUAUAUAUCCGAGUCAUUUGUAGACAAGGAUUCAUAUAUAUCAUCAUCCUUUUGUUUAGAUAUCAAGAAGAUAUUCUAUGUGAAGUUAUACGAUCUUUUUUUUCCAAAUUUGGCAGAAAGUAUUUGGUACAGAACAGCGUUGAAUGUACGAUAUUACCCUGUACUGUACAGCUAUAUAUUGCUCUGUACAAACUGAACUAAAAAAAGAGGAAUGAAGCGAAAGACGAACAAACAUCCUUAUUGAAUAAAAUCGUUAAUAUCAAUUUAAAAACUAA
Molecule: messenger RNA, 2149 nt
Organism: Saccoglossus kowalevskii
Lineage: Eukaryota; Metazoa; Hemichordata; Enteropneusta; Harrimaniidae
Gene: smad6
Product: SMAD family member 6
Biological process (GO): regulation of transcription by RNA polymerase II; SMAD protein signal transduction; cell differentiation
Cellular component (GO): heteromeric SMAD protein complex
Molecular function (GO): I-SMAD binding; transcription regulator inhibitor activity
Source: RefSeq, marked provisional